Messenger RNA from Spizellomyces punctatus DAOM BR117, 2868 nucleotides. RefSeq lists its product as uncharacterized. The transcript has 9 exons. Lineage: Eukaryota; Fungi; Chytridiomycota; Chytridiomycetes; Spizellomycetales; Spizellomycetaceae. The record is from RefSeq and is a predicted model, not a curated record. The coding region runs from base 79 to 2757 and encodes 892 amino acids.
GUGAAGAUGGCUGGUAAAUCACCCAAUGAGGAUCGCCAGUAAGCAACGCAUUCUUUCUCGCCUACUUGUAGAAGAAGAAUGUCCGAGCGAACCGGGACCUUAAGCCCGCGCGCGAAUGCAAAGAGCAACGGCUCAUUCGCAGCGCCGGCGCUGGAACGGUCGCCACGGAGUACGGAAGCUCUCGACGUAGCCCCAUAUACUAUGACCGUGUCGGUCCGGAAAGGGGACGAUAUCCCUUUCAAAGACUCUCAGGAUUGGGAAUCUGGGAUAUCAAUUAUAAAGGAGGGGGAGGGGGAGGCCGUCAAAAAUGUUGUAGACUGGGAGCAAUUAGAGAUCACUCCUCCUCGACAGCUCUUCAACGCUCGGGCAACACCAGAUACCAAUUUCGUCCUUGCCCCAGAAUCGCUAUCGGAACCCCAGUCUCCCGUGACAGCGCACCUACAGAGAACGUCCGAAGGCAGGGCCCAAUCAUCGACACGAAUGAUAGACGAUGAUCGCUUUCACAUGGGUGGUCUGACGACAUGUUCCCGUUUUCACGACGCUCUUGCAGAGGAAGAGCAUAUUUCAUCCGUUGUCGCCAACGUUGUGCGAUCGGGUGAGAUCUGGAUGGAGGAAAGAUCGGAGCAGGUUGAAAAUAGCAGCGUACUGGCAGACACAACCCUUCAUCUCCAUGGGAAGUCUCCUCAACAAAGCCAGACGCUAGGCUGGUUUGACCGUGAGCAGGCUCUCCUUGCCCAGAUCCACAAUUACGAGCGCCAAUUGCAGGAUCUUAAACAACAGGCAGAACAAGAGGGCAUUCAGAGUACGCUGGAGAUAGAUCGUCUUCGGCGGAUUGUGAACAGACUCCCGAAUACCAGACUAGAUCAGAUUCCGGAUGCUGAGGUCAAUGCUUCAGAUGAGAAUAAUAUUCCCUCCUUGAGACUGGACGAGGCCGGAAUCCCUAGUACCAGAGAGCUUCUGGACGAGAUUGCAAGAUUAGAAGAAGAGUUGGAGCAGGCGGAGUACAAUGCCGAUCAGCGGGAUCAAAUUCUCACAUGGUACAGGACAAAGAUGGAGAAGGAGCAGGCUUCGAUGGAAAAGUUUCACGCGCUUGAACUUGAUUGUGCAGAAACAGUCAUUCGUCGAUUGCUGGAUAAAGAGAAGAUGCUCACGGAGGAAAUCCGUACAUUGAGGGCUGAGAAGGAAAUUCUUCAGAGCCAAGGAGGCGCGAAAUCCUUGGACUCUCCCGUCAUAGAUAAUGCACAAAAGCAGGUUACCGAGCUUGAAGAGGAAGUUGCAAAGCUCAACGCAGAACAGUCAACAUCUGAUAUGGACAAUGCGCGAAAGCAGAUUGCCGAGCUUGGAGAAGAGGUCGCGAGACUGAAAGAGGAACGAUUGACACUGGAGCACGAGCGUGAAGAAUCAGAAUCUCGCUUAGCGCUAGAGAAUGCAGAGCUGAGGGCCGAAAAAGAGACGGCGAAGAAACGGAUAGCAAAGCUAGAAUCCAGCAUUGCCGACUACAAAUCCAAGCUGAAAUCGGAGAAAGAACAUGACCAUCUUUCUGCUGACAAGGCAGCGCUCAAAUCCGAUUUGGAAACCGCCAAGUUACAAAUUUCUGACUUGGAAACAAGCCUGUUGAAGUGGCAGACCGAGUACGAACAGCUCUCGCAAGAGAACAAGGAUUGCAUGGCUCGAUUAUCUGAGGAAAACUCUGCACUGCAGGCUGAAGUAAGAGCGGCCGAAGAUUGCAAAUCACAACUUGAAACCGACCUCGCAAGUCUUCAGUCGCUGUAUGACAGUUCGGAGCAGGGAAGACGCGCGGCAGAAGCCUCUUUGGUGCAGGAAAAGUCAGAAUUGAAUGCGGAAUUGGCACGAAUACGUCAGCAAGUCGAAGCAGGCAACACACUUCGUACACAGUUAGAAGCUGCACAAGAUUCACUAGCAAAGGAACGGCAGGAGACAGAGUUUGUUUGCGCCACAUUGAACGAUCAAAUCGAGGCCCUUCGCGAACAGUUAGCGGAAGCGACGACUAAUGUGGAUAGACUACGAAGCGAGCGAAAUCACUAUAUGCGCGGCUUGGCUGAGCAACUCAGUUCAAAAGAAGAUUAUAUGAAAGAAAAACAGAGAUGGGUGAACGAGAAAGAAAUUCUGGCUCAAGAGAAUGCAGGGCAGCGCAAACAAAUAACACAUUUGAGAAAGCAGCUGAACGACAUCAAGAGACUAUUGGACGAGGCCACAGCUAGCUCGAACAGUCAAUUAGAUACGCAGAGAAUUAAUGUGCUUGCCCAGGAAAAUGCGGGCUUGCACUCACUAGUUGAGGAAUUGAGGGGAACUAAUGCUAAACUAGCACAUGAUAUCCAGAUGGACAGUACCCGGCACGAAGCCGAGAUUAAUGAGUUGAAAUCCUUACUCGAGCGAUGCAACAAGCGGGUUGAAGACCUCAGUGCAAUAAACCAAAAGUUGAAUGCUCAACAAGAAAAGUGGCAGGAGAUUAUGAAAGAAUCUGGGAGUACGGAUUACAAGGCCAAUCUUACGCAGUUGGAGCAGCAAUAUAAUGCCGAGCACAUUGACUGGCGAAUUAGAGUUGAAGAUGCCUUGACAUAUCUAGAGCAGUCCCCUAUGGCCUUGCAACAGUUUCCAGCAGUUAAGAGAUCCGCAGAGCUAUUGGAGGAGGCACUAGAAAAACCAGCACGAGGCGAAUCUACAAUUGACGAUAGCACCAUGGAUGAGGAGGAAGCCCAGGAAGGGAAUGUUGGAAGUCAAUCUAUAUAUUCAUAGGCAUCUAAUCUAUCUUUGUAUGGUACAAGUAACAAGUAUGAGGCGCAGGGUGGCGGGUCCAGCCGCAAGAGUCAUGAACAAGAGUGGUAGGGACAUGCAGAAGCUGUGGGG